Molecule: messenger RNA, 2160 nt
Organism: Paraphaeosphaeria sporulosa
Lineage: Eukaryota; Fungi; Ascomycota; Dothideomycetes; Pleosporales; Didymosphaeriaceae
Exons: 1
Coding region: 66-1898 (610 amino acids)
Biological process (GO): meiotic joint molecule formation; double-strand break repair via homologous recombination; meiotic DNA recombinase assembly involved in reciprocal meiotic recombination
Cellular component (GO): Swi5-Sfr1 complex; Swi5-Swi2 complex
Source: RefSeq, a predicted model, not a curated record
CCUUCCUUGCUUCAUCGCACCGCCUUCGCGACGGAUUGCGGCGGCAUCACGCCAGCAUCUGCGACAUGGCUAUCGCGGGGCGCGUCACCGAAAUUCCCGACUCCGAAGACGAGCCCUUCACCUCUUCACCUGAGGCGCUUCCAGAUGGUACCGUUGGCCAGCAAGACGGCACGGCCGAAGAACGACUGCAGGACGCUUCAUCUCGAGGAGGUUGCUUUCCUCCUCUCCUUGGAAAUUCCGAUGUAAUCAAACCUUCAGAGUACACCGCAAACACGUGCAACGACGAGCAGCAAGCCGCGUUAGAUGACGCUCAAUCACAUAAUGCCGUUACACCAGCUAACCCAGAGUAUGACAUGCUCCAUCAGUAUGCAAACGAGCUCCAAAUCUCUCAUCGAAAUGUUGCAUUACUCACUGACAUUCGCGACUCUUCUAACCAGCAUGCAAGCGCACCUACCAACUCAUCUCCCGUGCACAUCUUGAACAAGCCGGAAGACGCAGCAGAAACAGCAUCCAGCGGCAGUAUGAAGGAACAGAUCAUCCCAGCUGGUGAGAGCGUCUCGAAACCCACGGUUAAAACACCAUACGCAGCGCCAUCUCGAACUUGUGUUAUUAAUGACUUCAUCGCUAUGGAUAACGACCUGUUGACCCACGAUGAACAGCCCGUCCUCCCUCCUGUAGCAGAUGCCGUCUGCACUUCGUACUAUGGAAUCGCAUCAACAGUCUCGACAUUAGAAGGCGGUUUAUCAGAUACACAGCCCACUGGACAGACACAGACAAACCUCCUGCCUGCAGAAGGGGACCCGUUAUCGCAGUAUGGUCUCCCUAAGAAACCACACUCGGCCUUGUACAUUGGAGAAAGCGGUAUACAGAACAAUAGCGUUAACUCUAGCGAUACGAAAGGCCGCGGCUGUUCCUGUCCGCCCAGCCUCUCGCCAGCGGAUCUAUCGAGUUUGUCGAACGACCAUGCUUCCAGAAGAUCGAUGACGACAGGCGUAGCAACGCUUGCUAACCCGGAGAUACAGUCUGGAGAAUUCGAGGAUACCGGAUCAUCAAGAGUGCCCAGUUCAGCAAACGAGGACAGCAGGCAACCAUCGGUAGCAAAUGUCGAUAGUUCGAACAUCCUACGCAACAUCACCAUGGAGUAUAUUGAUCAAGAUUUGCCCGCGAAGUCUGUACAGCCGUCGACAACACCCAAGCAGCAGUCCUGGGUUGAAAGCGUGGGAGGGCAUCAUUUGGCACACCCGAGGCUCGUAAUUAGCGCAGACCUUGCACUAAACCUAGGUUGGACGAAAAAGCCAGGUGAAGUCCACAUCGGCGAAGCUGCAAGCAACGAAGAACCCAACACAGCACCUCUGGAAGCGUCAAACACCACUCUGCAGAUGCAGAACGAAGCUCGGGGGCCUGCCGCACUCGAAUCGAGAAAUCAAAAUAGAGGAGAGCAUACUGGGUCAAAUAAAGAAACCGUGCCCUCGCUGGUAGUAGAGGUGGCUGCCACCCAACCCACAUUGAAUGCUUUCACACAGAGUUCGUCGUCAGCAGCUUCCAUUGCCGAAGACCCACAACCAACUCCAGCCAAGAGUCCACAAGAAGUCAACAUCGCGGGAUUAAAGGCAAAACGAGCUGCUCUUAUCGCAUCUCUUGCUCACUUGCCUGCUAUUCAAGACCUCCUGGCAUCUACCAGGAAUUCGGGUGUGAACUCUUCAAUGUCCGAUGCAGAACCAACGGAGAGCGAGAUUAUGGCAGCAGCCCAUCAGAUCAAUAAAAAACACAUCAAGCUUUUGCAUGAGUACAAUGAAAUCAAGGACGUCGGCCAAGGCCUCAUGGGUCUCAUCGCAGACCAGCGCGGCGAGAGGAUUGUGGAAGUACAGCAGCACUUUGGCAUUGAUGCCAACGACUGAUGAUUGCGUUCCGUGAUGGGAAUGGGUUUUAAAGGCGUUAUGGGGUUUCCACUUUUUCGACAUAUGAUACCCAGGAUCCCAGCAUUUCCUUUUAGCCCAUUUGAUGUACAAAUUCAGCUUCAGCUAGGACUUCACCAACAUGGCUCAUUACUUAGUGCAUUUCAUGCGUUGAAUGCUGUCUGCACUCGAACUGGCGUCUCCCUUCCUCUCCUGUCGUGCUUUAUGAAUUUCAAUUCGGUCCUUUCGCUUUCGCUUUCACCUU